Molecule: messenger RNA, 2100 nt
Organism: Hemibagrus wyckioides
Lineage: Eukaryota; Metazoa; Chordata; Actinopteri; Siluriformes; Bagridae
Gene: ggt1b
Product: gamma-glutamyltransferase 1b
Exons: 12
Coding region: 199-1923 (574 amino acids)
Biological process (GO): regulation of immune system process; glutathione catabolic process; regulation of inflammatory response
Cellular component (GO): plasma membrane
Molecular function (GO): glutathione gamma-glutamate hydrolase
Source: RefSeq, a predicted model, not a curated record
CCUUAACAGAUUGAAGUGAGGUUAUUGCUACAGUGCCGGUCAGAGUCAGUAAGCUAACUUACACAGAAAUUUGUUUCGCUUCAGGUCAGAUAUGUUCUUGUAGUUUGAUGGUGGAUUGUUGCUCUUUGUAAUAAAAACCAAGCAAGAUUUAAACAGACUUUUUACUAGGACAUUCAUCUGCUGGUGUUUGGCAUCAGGAUGAUGCAGAAGUCGGUGAUGGUGAGUUUGGCGUUGCUGCUAAUUGUUUCAGUUGCAACAUUUUUAGGUGUGUUUUUUGGAUAUAGGGGUAAACAUUCAUCUGUCGGCACUGAGAGAUCCUACACACAUGCAGCUGUAGCAGCAGACGCCGGGCCAUGCUCCGAAGUCGGCAGAGACAUUCUCCAAAAGGGAGGUUCUGCUGUAGAUGCAGCAAUUGCUGGUUUGUUGUGUAUAGGUUUGAUGAAUGCUCACAGUACGGGGAUAGGAGGAGGUCUGUUUCUCACCAUCUACAAUGCUAAAACAGGAAGAGUGGAAACGAUUGAUGCUCGUGAAACGGCACCGUCUAACUCGUCUCGGGAAAUGUUCGGGAACAGCACUGAACUUUUGCAGAAAGGCGGCCUUUCCAUCGCUGUUCCGGGAGAAAUUCGAGGCUAUGAACUGGCUCAUCAGCGCCAUGGUAAACUGGCCUGGAAAGAUCUGUUCACACCAAGCAUCAAACUCGCAAGGAACGGAUUUCCUGUGGGUAAAGCUCUUGCUGGAGCAAUUCACAGCACCAGAAACACGAUCCGCAAUGACAGCACUUUAUGUUCCGUGUUCUGUAACACGAAUGGAGAGAUCUUAAAGGAAAACGACACAAUCACCUACCUUAAGUUGGCAGAUACGUAUCAGCAGAUUGCAGAUAAGGGGGCGGAUGCUUUUUACAGCGGCUCGAUUGCAGAAAAUCUCGUCACAGAUAUCAGGAAUGCAGGUGGUAUUAUAACUAUGGAAGAUUUAUUAAAUUACACUCCACUACUGGAUAAAAAUCCUUUGAAAGUACCUUUGAGUGAAUUUACAAUGUUUGUGCCAAACGCUCCAUCAAGCGGUCCCAUUCUCACCGUCAUCCUCAACAUCCUGAGCGGAUAUAACUUCACAUCAGACAGCGUUUCCAACACCGAGAAGAAAAUUCUCACCUAUCAUCGUAUAGUGGAGGCUUUCAAAUUCGCAUAUGCUAAACGCAGUGUUCUGGGAGACCCCAAAUUUCUUAACAUCAGUGAUUUUAUCCAGAACAUCACAGCUAAAAGCUUCGCAGAUUUGAUUCGGCAGAAAAUCACAGAUAACACCACACAUAAUGAGAGUUAUUACGAACCCGAAUAUUUUCUUCCGGAAAAUCAUGGAACUUCUCAUAUUUCUGUAGUGGAUGCAGAUGGAAACGCAGUUGCAGCCACCAGCACCAUUAAUCAGUAUUUCGGGUCCAAGGUCAUGUCCCCAUCAACAGGAGUGUUGUUGAAUAACGAGAUGGAUGAUUUCAGUUCUCCUCUCAUAAUUAACGGAUUCGGUGUUCCACCUUCACCUAAUAACUUUAUCGUACCACAUAAGCGUCCCAUGUCGUCUAUGUGUCCUGCUAUUCUGUUCGAUAAAGAUAAUAAAGUUAAACUGGUGGUUGGUGGAUCAGGAGGGACAAAAAUUACAACAUCAGUUGCUUUGGUCAUUUUAAAUUCACUGUUCUUCGACUACGAUCUGAAGAAAGCUGUUUCUGACCCCCGGAUUCAUCAUCAGCUCAGUCCAAACUUCACUGUGUUGGAGCCAAACUUUGACAUGGCUGUAACAGAGGGACUUGUUAAGAAAAAUCACCUGAUUGAGAUGUUGACAUCAACCGGCGCUGUGAUUCAGGCGAUCCUACAAGAGGAAAAUCGUCUAUACGCCGAAUCCGACCCUCGAAAGGGAGGAUACGCCGCAGGAUACUGACAAGCCGUAUUCUGUUUUAUUCCUAUUUAUGAUUUAUGAUGUUUCAUGUCGUCUGUUUAGAUUUUAUAGCAUGAGCAAUUGUUCAGACUGUCACGUGAACUGCUGUCAUAGACGUUCAAGGACUAAACCACUGAAUUAAUGUCUUUGUAUGCAACAAAUUAAAGAAGAAAUUUAUUA